AUGGUCGAAACAGGUCUUCCAGCCGGAUGGGAGGUUCGUCAUUCGAACUCCAAGAACCUUCCUUACUAUUUCAAUGCCUCUACCAAAGAAUCCCGAUGGGAGCCCCCCGCCGACUCGGACACAGAGAAGCUCAAGUUUUACAUGGCAAACCACCACAGCGCUCCGGCACCUCGUCCUGAUGCCGCUGGACAAGGCGAGGGCAAGAUCCGGUGCAGCCAUCUUCUUGUCAAGCAUAUAGAGAGCAGGAGACCCAGCAGCUGGAGGGAAGCAAACAUUACUCGAACAAAGGAGGAGGCCAUUGAAAUCCUUCGUGGUCAUGAAGAGGCCAUCAAUUCCGGUCAGACAAGCUUGGGCGAACUUGCGGUAUCAGAGUCGGAUUGUAGCAGUGCAAGGAAGAAGGGUGAUCUUGGUUUCUUCGGACACGGCGAGAUGCAAAAGGAAUUCGAGGAUGCGGCCUUUGCCCUGCAGCCAGGCCAGGUUAGUGGAAUCGUUGACACAGCAUCAGGAGUUCAUCUUAUCGAACGUGUUCAGUAA
Messenger RNA from Aspergillus wentii DTO 134E9, 534 nucleotides. RefSeq names its product peptidylprolyl isomerase ESS1 (gene pin1). Gene Ontology annotation, cellular component: nucleus; cytosol. The transcript is spliced from 4 exons. NCBI's taxonomy places the organism in Eukaryota, Fungi, Ascomycota, Eurotiomycetes, Eurotiales, Aspergillaceae. The coding region runs from base 1 to 534 and encodes 177 amino acids. The record is from RefSeq and is a predicted model, not a curated record. Gene Ontology annotation, molecular function: peptidyl-prolyl cis-trans isomerase activity; protein binding.